Messenger RNA from Ornithodoros turicata, 9819 nucleotides. It is a transcript of the gene wb, whose product is annotated as laminin subunit alpha lam-3-like. Lineage: Eukaryota; Metazoa; Arthropoda; Arachnida; Ixodida; Argasidae. The transcript has 63 exons. The record is from RefSeq and is a predicted model, not a curated record. Gene Ontology annotation, cellular component: basement membrane. Gene Ontology annotation, biological process: tissue development; animal organ morphogenesis; regulation of cell migration. Bases 48 to 9560 code for a protein of 3170 amino acids. Gene Ontology annotation, molecular function: signaling receptor binding.
UUCAGUACGACUUGUGCGACUGCACAGGUCAGGUGUGCAGGGUAGCCAUGGGGACAACCAGCAGGUCGUCCCUCGUUUGGCAGGUUAUCAUUAGUGUCAUACUGUUCGCUGUGCUGCAAGUUACGGCCAGAGGAUAUACGCCAAAAUACCCGAGUAAAGGCCUCUUCCCCACAACUUUCAACUUGGCAGCGAAUGCCGGCAUCACAGUGAACGCCACAUGCGGCGAGACAGCGCCCGAAACAUAUUGCAAGCUCGUAGAACAUAUUUAUGACAGGGAACCUCAGUGUAGCGUGUGCGAUGGCAGCAGUCCAAGCAAGCAGCAUCCUAUCAGUUAUGCCAUCGAUGGUUCUAAUCGAUGGUGGCAGAGUCCUUCGCUGCAAAAUGGGAAGCAAUACGAGUGGGUCACCAUCACGCUCGACCUCAAGCAGGUGUUCCAAGUGGCCUACGUGAUAGUGAAAUGUGGCAUCUCUCCGCGUCCCGGCAACUGGAUAUUGGAACGAUCGUUGGACGGCGUCUUCUAUCGGCCGUGGCAAUACUACGCCGUGAGCGACGAUGAAUGUUGGGAAGCCUACGGUGUAGCCCCUACGCCUGGAAAACCCGCCUACAAGACGGACGACCAAGUCAUCUGCACUUCCUAUUACUCGAGCGUCACUCCUCUCGAAGACGGAGAGAUUCAUACAUCUUUGGUCAAUGGAAGACCUGGUGCUGUUGAGUUCACGGAAAAGCUCAUGGACUUCACCAAAGCACGGUACAUCCGGCUGCGUCUUCAGCGCAUUCGUACCCUCAACGCCGACCUCAUGACCUUCCAGACUAAUGAUCCAGACAAGGUGGACAAAUCUGUUACACGCAGGUACUUCUAUACCAUCCGAGACAUCUCCAUUGGAGGCCAGUGCGUGUGUUCCGGUCACGCGAAAGAAUGCCCGGCGCAGCGAAAUGGAGACCUCCACUGUAAAUGUGAACACAACACCUGUGGUACCAGUUGUGAGCGAUGCUGUCCACUCUACAACCAGCAACCGUGGCGGAUGGGUACCGGUGAGGAUGCUGCAGAGUGUGAAGCUUGCGAGUGUUUCGGGCAUGCGUCUUCUUGCGUCUACGAUCCUGCUGUGGCCAAACGGAAGGCUAGUCUCAACACACAGGGUGUCUAUGAAGGGGGAGGCGUCUGUCAGAACUGCACCCACCACACCUCCGGCGUUAACUGCGAACGUUGCGAAGACGGCUACUAUCGGCCACACAACGUGCGCCCGGAUAGCCUCGAGCCGUGCCAAAAAUGUUCCUGCUCCGGCCCGGGCGCGACGCGGAAAUGCGUUUCCGAUGAUACGCACAUAAACGAAGGCCUGUUCCCGGGCGACUGUAUCUGCCACGAGGGAUUUGCCGGGCCCAAGUGCGACAGCUGCGCGCGAGGUUACAGGAACUAUCCCCGAUGUGAGCGCUGUCGGUGCCACUAUGCGGGAACAGAAGACAGCACUCAGUGUGAUGGGCACUGCGUCUGCAAGAAACACGUGGAAGGCGAUCGAUGCGAUCAGUGCUCCCACGGAUUCUACGACUUGUCCGAGAGCAAUCCCGAAGGAUGUUCUUCCUGUUACUGUUUUGGAAUCACCAACAUCUGCCGCCCCAGUGACUGGGGUGUAGAAUACGUCACAGAUCCAGAAGGCUGGGUAAUAACGGACAUACCUCGGCGAAAGGAAGUUCAGCCCACUCCUGAGAGGGGACAGCUCACGAUAGCAGAUGACGAUGUCGGCAUGGAUAUGUAUUACUGGGAGGCUCCAGAGAAGUUCCUCGGAAAUAAGCUCUAUUCUUAUGGUGGGGAUAUCAAAGUGAUGCUGAACUACGUCGCGGCUCGUGGAGACACGUCGGGUCACUUCGUGGACGGCCCCGUGGUCAUCUUGGAGGGAAAUGGCCUUCGUGUCGGGUACACUCCUGGCAAAGGGCAGAAGCCCAGUCGUGGUAACGUCACGGUGUCUGCACCACUUCGUGAGCAGGAGUGGCAGAUUCUGGACGACCGUGGCCGUCCCCUGGGGACGCCGACGAGACAGGAAUUCACUCUUCUCCUGCACAAUAUGGAUCGGUUCUUGCUGAGAGCCAAGUACCACACAGAUCAAGUAGAGGGCGCAAUGAGCGACAUAGCACUUCCUGUAGCAUCAAGGGAGUCGAAAAGUGUCAAGAAGAUGACAUCUGUCGAAAUGUGCCAGUGCCCACCUGGUUAUGGUGGUCUCUCUUGUGAACUGUGUGCUCCGGGGUACCGUCGUGUGAAUGACACGCUCGUUGGAGGACGAUGCGAGAGCUGUGACUGCAACAAUCACGCGGAAUCUUGUGACGCAUCCCUUGGAAGGUGCUACAACUGUCUGCACUUUACGACGGGAGAGAAGUGCCACAAAUGCUUACCGGGUUACUAUGGCAACCCUCUGCUCGGUUUCCCGGACGACUGCAAGCCCUGCGCCUGCCCACUGGCAGACGACGACAGGUUUUCGCCCGCUUGUCGCUCCGUGCUGACGACCUCUGGAGAAAGUGAUUAUGUCUGUACGGAGUGUCCCCCAAACCACAGUGGCAAUAAAUGCGAAAGGUGUGCCGAUGGGUAUUACGGCAACCCAACCACUCCCGGCGAAGAGUGCCGCCCGUGUAGGUGUGGGCCCAACACGGACACUUCCAUCGCCGGAUACUGCGAUCACCGCACGGGACGUUGCCUUCGCUGUCGUGGCAACACUGGCGGAUGGCACUGCCUGGACUGCCUUGAUGGGUUUUAUGGUAACCCUACUGUUGAGGAAUGCCGGACUUGUGACUGCAGUGUGGUGGGUUCAACGAGUCAGCAAUGUAAUCGAACAACUGGCCAGUGCACGUGCAAGCCUGGAUUCUCGGGAAGAGCUUGUGACAGGUGUCAUGAUGGCUUCGGAAAUGUUGAAUCUGGCUGCGUUCCUUGCCUUUGCGAUCCGAGAGGGUCUGUGUCCAGCCGCUGUGAUCCAAUCACGGGUGCAUGCCACUGUCGGCCCGGAGUCUUUGGAACCCACUGCGAUUCCUGCCUCGAAGCGCACUACGGCUUUUCGUACGAAGGUUGUCGAUACUGUGGCUGUGAUCCCCAUGGAUCUCUCGCUCCUCAGUGCGAUGAAAGAACUGGGCAAUGCCGCUGUCAUCCCUCUGUUGUUGGCCGUCAGUGUGACCGAUGUCAGGGUGGUUACUGGAACAUACAGUCUGGAAGAGGUUGCGAGGAAUGCCGCUGUCAUGCAACAGGGUCUUUGAGCAACCAGUGCGACGAAAGGACAGGACAGUGUCCUUGCAAGCCGGGGGUCGGAGGAAAGGAAUGCGACAGGUGCCUUCCAGGACAUUACAAGUUUGGAAGGCACGGAUGUAACGCGUGCGAGCCAUGUGACACGCCAGGUCGCGUGUGCGACGAAGAAACCGGACGUUGCAUCUGCCCUCGCAACACUGGAGGCCCACGCUGCAACCGUUGCAACAGUGGUGCCUGGGGCUUUGAUCCCGUCGAAGGCUGCAAGUUAUGCGAAUGCAACCACUUGGGCUCCUUGGGCCCGAACUGCGACGAUGCCACCGGACAGUGCCGCUGCCAGGAAGGCUUCGAAGGUCAGCACUGCGAUCGCUGUCGUCACGGCUACUACGGCUUUCCUACCUGCAAGCGAUGCGACUGCCACAUGGAUGGAACCCAACCGGACAGCUGCAACGCUCAAGGGGUUUGCCAGUGUGACAAACGUGGACAGUGUCCUUGCAAGGAAAACGUUCAUGGCAGACGCUGCGAGCAAUGCAAGGAAGGCACCUUUUCCCUGGUUGCCACCAAUCCGAAGGGAUGCACAGAAUGUUUCAUGUUUGGAAGAACCAAGAAAUGUCAACAGGCUAGAGCAAUUUGGGCAGAUAUCGUGACCCCUCCACAAGAGGUCACCACCGACGUCGGCCAGCCUGAACUUCGACAGGUGUACCACUACAAAGUGAUCCCGCCACCCAAGGCGCAGGGACCAAGUCGAGUUGGCAUUCCAUAUUUGAUAGACCAACCACUCUACUGGUCCCUUCCUGAUGAAUUUCUUGGUGAUAAGAUCGCAUCAUAUAAUGGACGUUUACGGUUUCGUGUGGAGAGCGAGUCGGACUCCAAGUUUCCCGACACCCUCAUGCAGCAGUACCCGCUUGUGUUCCUGCAAGGGAACACGCGCAUUCUUCUGAGACAUAACCCCAAAGAGGUGUCGCCAACUGGGCACUACACCGUGCGCAUACACGAGGAUGACUGGGAGAGAGUGGACAACCCUCAUGUGCCAGUGACGCGUGAAAUGCUGAUGGUUGCGCUCCAAAACGUGCAGCACAUUCUCAUCCGUGCGACAGACGGUCCUGACGUCAGAUAUGCAAGACUAAGCGAAGUGUCCCUCGAAAAUGCUGUUCCUCUUCGACCAGGGGAAGUGACGCCUUAUGUUGCCCAAGGAGUCGAAACGGGACGUUGCCCAUACCAGUACACUGGCCUGUCUUGUCAGGAUCCAGCAGAUGGCUUCUACCGUAAGCGCAAGCCAAACUACCUCGACAGCAAGAUACUCCUGGAUUUAGUAGGUUGGGCAGAACCUUGCGACUGCAACAAUCGCACGCGCACUUGUGACAAGGAGACUGGAGCCUGUAUUGGUUGCACUGGCAACACUGUGGGAGACCACUGCGAGAGAUGUGCCCAAGGCUACUACGGAAUUCCAGCAAGAGGUCCCUGUCUUCCGUGCGCAUGUCCACUUCCAACAAACAGUUUCAGUGACACCUGUCAAACUAGUGGACCCGACUACGUCUGCACAGAUUGUCAGCCCGGCUAUACUGGCAGACGAUGCGAAAGGUGCGCGGAUGGCUACUUUGGCAACCCAUUGGUCGAAGGUGGCCGAUGUGAAUCUUGUGAGUGCAAUCCUUACGGAUCGCACAGCCGUCGGUGCGAUUCUCAGACGGGUCAGUGCCACUGCUUGCCCGGAAUUACGGGCAGGGACUGUACGAUGUGUAUGGCACGGCAUAUCCUCACGGAGUACGGGUGCAAAUCCUGUAAUGACGCCUGUACAGGAAUACUGCUGGAUGACGUAGAAGCAAUGUUGGAGCGUCUGAACGGCAUUGACCCAGACGACCUGCUCUCGUCUUUGUGGCUUCUGCUCUUUGCCAUGAACGAUACUACCUCGGCACUACGGGUCCGUCUUGAUCGCUAUCUGUACCUCAUUGAAGAAGGAAAUCAAGUCCUGUCAAAUUUUUCAUUCCAUUUCAAUUUGGAAACUCAGGCGAACAUCCUUCUUGAAAGGGCUAUAGACACAGCAAUAACUACUCCAAAAGUCGCUGAUGAUGCCCACCAAGUCCUCCUGGAUGCUCAAAGGUUGCUGGAUGAGAUAAAUAACAUCUGGAAGGACAUACUUGACUUGGUGGACCGUUUGAAAAGGCACGGCAUCGGACAGGGUGAAAUCGGUCUGGGCAUAGCACGCAUGAUUGAAGAAGCCAAGCGGAUUCUGCAGGAAUUGCAAAGGAGAAAGUUUGACAGGCCAUUUGAAGAUGCUCAAAGGGAGAACCGGAAAGCCCAUAACCUUCUGGAUCGUGUCAAAGGAUUGCUGCUCAAUCCCCAACACGCAGGCGGAAUUACCGAGCGCCUCGAUCGCGUUGAAGCCCUCCUCAGAGAAAUUCUCGUCAUUGUGCAGGAAGACGUGCAGAAGCCCACUGCGAAUGCAUUAAAUCUGGUGCAGGAACACAUACAAAAGCUGGAGAUGGUGCACGGACUCAUGGAGGACAGCGUGCACUUAGCGGACAGUGCUAACUCUUCCUUGCAUGAAGCCCGGGAGUUGCUACAGAAUGCGAGGGACGACGUCAUAGAUGCGUCCUUAAACUUUGACGAACUGCCUCGGCUGUUGAAGGAGUUGCGCAACAUGACGGAAGCGCUGGAGCACAGACGUGGCACCUUGGAUCGGAUCAACCCGGAGUACCGCGAGAAGUAUGUUCGUGCAGCGGAGAGACACGCAGCAAUGCUCGAGGCACAGGUGGACCGUCUUGCUGACCAGUUCAAACAAACACAAGAAGUGUCGGAAGCUGCGCUAAAGGCAGCAAAGGUCUACGAGAACAUUGAAGAUGCAAUAAAGGAAGCCGAAGAGGCAGCACGAGGGGCAUCCGAGGCUGCGGACAGGGCUUAUAAGGAGGCAUACCCCCGUUACGGAGAGACCCUCAUGAGCAGGGCAGAGCGCGCCCGUGACAGAAGCGAGGACCUCCUCAGGCAGGCCAAGGAACUGAGAGAUCACAGCGUACCAGAACUGCAGUACGACAUGCGUGCGAAGAAAGCAGCACUGAGGGCUCUGGAAAAGGACAUAACGUACGCGCAGAAAGCUCUGGCUGCCAUCAAUCGCGAGCUAGACAAGUUGAGACGAGACGUGGCAGCUGGGGCCCGGGAAGCGAGACGCAAAGCAGAAGCUGCGGAUGACACACAGAGGGAUGCCAACGAUAAGAUCGAUGACUUGCUGGCGCGUAUUGCAUUACUCGGUGAAAAAGCCGCUGCUCUGGAGACCGGAUCGGCUCAGGGGUUGGACAACUUGACGAAGCUCAUCGACGAUGCCCAGCGAGGCGUCCGCGUUGCUGACAAAUUAGCCGAACGCUCCGAGCAGUCUGUGGGACGGGCCAGUCGUCAGCACAGUCAGCUUCAGCUCAACCUCAAGGAACUGCGGGAUAAGAUCCUACUUGCUCGACAACGUGCCUCUAGCAUACGUGUGUCCUUGAGCGCAGACGACGACGGCGUCUGCUCACGGUCCUUCCGGCCGGAGAUUGAGUCUACCACUACCAACACCAUCGUCCUCAAUUUUGCCAUUAAAGAACCCGAUGCCAACAGCCUCUUGUUCUUUAUAGCAAAUUCUGAUGGAAAGGAUGAUUUCAUGGCCAUCGAAAUGAUCGAUCGCAAGAUCAAGUUCUCCUUUAAUGCUGGAGGGGGCACCACUAGUCUCAAGCACAACAUGCAGAUUGAAACGAAUGACCACCAGCUUGGAAAAGACAGCCAGUGGUACAAAGUAGAGGUCUUCAGGGUGGGCAACUUCGCCACCUUGAGCGUGAAGCGUAAACCCGACGGAGCCCGAGAUGAUCCAGAAGAGGUAUCCGGUGCUUCACCCCCUGGGUAUGGAAGAAUGGACCUGGAUUCAACCUCACACUUUUACGUAGGCAGAGUUCCGGAGGAUAUUCCCGCAGCACGGGAGCUCACAGCAACAAACUUUGUCGGCUGCCUGCAUGAGGUCAUCCUAGAUGGGAAACAGGUUGGCCUUUGGAACUUCCUCACAAAUGAAGGCUGCGAUGGUUGUAAGACAGGCCCCACGGAAGACGUGGAUCCAGGCUCGUACCACUUCAAGGGCGAAGGCUACGCGAUCCAGCCUCAAAUCAGGCGCUACAAUAAAGAGUACUUUUUCCUGUCUAUGCUCAUCAAGACGUUUGACGAAGAAGCGUUGCUAUUCCUUUGCCCCAAUUUGAAAACGGGCGACUUUUUAUCUGUGGGGCUUCGUGGAGGCCACGUCGUGUUCCAGUUUAAAAUGGGUUCCAAUGCACCCGUCGAGCUACGAACCGAAAAGAAAUAUAAUUCGGGCAAUUGGACCAGGGUCGUCGUGGAACGAGAUAGACUAGAAGGUGUCUUGAACGUAGAGGACGAGAUACUUCCAGGAAGUCUGCCUCGAACGAGUCCGGACAGCAUGGACCUGCAGAAGAGCAAGCUCUAUUUUGGAGCCGUGCCUCCAGAUUUUGAUACCUCCAGGUUCAGCACAGUAGUGUUCCAGAAUUACAUAGGCUGCUUGAAAGACCCGCAGGUGGACACAACGCCACUAGACCUACUCAAACACGAGGCAUACCGCGUUGAUCCAGGCUGCUCGGAUAGGAAAGUGAAGCUCGUAAGCUUCCAAGGCUCUGGUUAUGUAGAGCUUCAAAGCAAGACAUUAGCGGCAGAAGGAAACUUCGGCUUCACCUUCCAAACGACGCAGAGCGAUGCCUUGCUCAUGAUCUCAACCUUCUCCGGUGUGAAGGGAUCCGAACAUAAGAAAGACAACUACUACUCUGUAGCUCUCAGGGAUGGCUUCCUCGAUCUUCGUCUCAACGGUGGAAGCGGUGCCGUAACCCUCACAUCGAAGCAGCGUUACAAUGAUGGAAAAUUCCAUACAGUAGCAGUGCUGAAGACACACAGGAGGAUACAUCUGAACGUUGACGACGAAGAAAUAGCGCAAGACCGUCUGCCGAAAGGAUCAUCAGAAGUAGAAGCGCCAUCCCACGGAGGACUUUUCUUUGGAGGAGUUCGAAGUGGCAUUGCGAUUGGGUCUCAGGCAGCCACUCGCGAGUAUUUCAUGGGCACCAUUAAGGAUGCCGUCUUUAAUGACAAGCUGCUGGGCUUCAACAGCCCAGUAUCAUUUGAAGGAGCAGGCAUCGGUCGAUUGCUUGAAAUGCAUACAGGUCGUGCGUCUUCUCACCAUGACCAGAUGGAAGUUUUGACGGAACAGCAACUUGAACAGUGUUCAGAUGCGCCCGAAUACGUACUCGAGGAGCAUGCCGUCAAGUUUGGUGAUGCCCUACACAGUCAUGUUCUGCUGCAAGUUCCAACUGUUGACUCCAAAGGAAACUUCACCCUUAGCUUGAGCUUCAGAACCUAUUACCCCAAUGGAGUGCUCGUGGUAGCCCUGAACGGUGCACGCACUAGAUACUUUGCCCUUGUGCUCAGCGGGGGCACGGUGGUGCUGGAAGUGUUACAGAAAACCAAGAAGAGUAUCCAUAGUCACGGAAGCCUAAACGAUGGACAGUGGCACACGGUGUUGGUGAGGAAAGAAGAUUCCUACAUGAAGGUGCAAGUGGACAAGAAUCCGGAUGUAGACAUGCCGGGGCAACGCAAGGUGCCCUUCAGUAGCUCUCUUUACGUUGGGGGCAUCCCCCAACGCUUGCCCAUCCCCGGAGGACUUGUUGUGAAAGAGAGCUUCAAGGGGUGCAUCCGCAACCUCAACCUCAACGAACGACCGAUCGACCUGGCCAGUGGCGAAUCACACACCAUUGGACAGUGCUUCUCCUCUAUCGAGAAGGGAGCCUUUUUCCAAGGCGAUGCCUACGCUGUCUACGCGAAUCGCUUCAACGUCAACAACAAGCUAGAAAUUGAGCUCGAGUUCAAGACAUCUCAGCAGAAUGGAAUCUUACUCAGUCUGUCAGAAAAAUCCAGAGGGGGCUCUCCAGCAUUAGCGGUGGAACUCUACAAUGGCGAAGUAAUCGUCUCGGUGGACCUUGGCCACAAUGGCACCGGUGCCUUCCGUGCACGCAAAGAAUUCGCGUCACGCUACAAAAUGUGCGAUGGGCGCUGGCACCUCCUGCGAGCGCAUUUUUCGAGAGAUCAGAUAUUCCUGCGUGUGGACAAGGAGGAAGCCGUCAACGGAUUGGCGCUGGCAACACCACCGGAGCCGCAUACGAGUAGUCCGCUGUAUGUGGGCGGGCUUCCAGAGGAUGGGAGCAACGGAGCCCUGUUUGGAAGGGAUAACUUCGUGGGGUGCCUUCGGAACGUUGCGGUCAACGACAACAGGGUCGACUGGAUCGACAUGGCUUCCAUUCACAAUGUUUUACCAAAUUCCUGUCCGGCAAACUGAAUACCUUAUCCUUUGCAUAGUUUAUAAUAUUCGGGAUAACGUAUAUACAGGUAGUAUUUAAUCUAAGCAAGUCAGCUGUUCACAACUACAAAAAGGAAAUGGGACACGCAGUGAUCAUGCAGAGUUCCGUUGCGCUAAAAAUCGCGAGAUUCGCAAGGUGCCUCUGGGAUUGGCUUUGUGCAGCUAUUGGUCAAGUGCAGAAAGAUGUGCAGAUUUUAAUAUAAUGCUGUUAACACAAAACAAUGUUGUGGGACUACUU